Drosophila rhopaloa is the source of this 1723-nucleotide messenger RNA. It is a transcript of the gene Sec22, whose product is annotated as vesicle-trafficking protein SEC22b. The transcript is spliced from 4 exons. Gene Ontology annotation, molecular function: SNAP receptor activity. The coding region runs from base 428 to 1063 and encodes 211 amino acids. Lineage: Eukaryota; Metazoa; Arthropoda; Insecta; Diptera; Drosophilidae. Gene Ontology annotation, cellular component: ER to Golgi transport vesicle membrane; SNARE complex; Golgi membrane. Gene Ontology annotation, biological process: vesicle fusion with Golgi apparatus; endoplasmic reticulum to Golgi vesicle-mediated transport; retrograde vesicle-mediated transport, Golgi to endoplasmic reticulum. The record is from RefSeq and is a predicted model, not a curated record.
UCCGCGGUCACACCGGUGACGUGGUUUGGUUACAACAAACGAAUCGCAUCCCAGAAACCCACAAUCCGCCCGUUGCAACUUAGUUUUCACCGCCAGCGAUGUCCCAUCAUACGUGCAUACAUUGGCUAAUUUGAGACAGAGACUAUUCGGCAAUCCAGGGAAUCGGAGGAGAAGGCACAGAAGGCACUGUUCGAUCAGCUGAGUUGUGAAAUCGAGAGGACGGGAGAUUGGGACUGGGACGCUCCGACUCAAACUUCACCCAUUGGACUGGACUGGUUUGGUUUGGAUCGGAUCGGAUGGAAAUAGGGCCACAUCAGAAAUAAGUAGCUACUUAGCCAACGAGAGAAGGCGGCCGCAAAGAGCAGCCGUGGCCAAAGCAACUGAGACCCAAUCCCACGGAUAAUCGUAACCAGGAUCAACCGGAGCCAUGGCGUUGCUGACCAUGAUAGCCAGGGUCAUCGAUGGCCUCCCUCUGGUGGGGACCAUGCAGGAUGACGAGCAGAGCGGACGCAGCAUACUGGACUACCAAAACCAGGCCAAGAUGCUUUUCCGCAAGCUGGGCACCCACUCACCAGCACGAAGCAGCAUCGAGACAGGACCCUACCUAUUCCACUACCUAAUCGAGAACGACGUCUGCUACCUGGUGAUGGUGGACAAGAUGUACUCGAAGCGACUGGCCUUCAAUUACCUGGAGGACCUGGCCCAGGAGUUCCAUGCCAACUACGGCAGGCGGGUCAAUUCGGUGACGCGGCCAUACGCAUUCAUCGAGUUCGACGUGUACAUACAGAAGGCCAAAAAGCAGUUGACCGACCGCAGGCGCAACAUCAGCAGCAUCAACACACAGCUGCAGGAUGUGCAGCGGAUCAUGGUGCAAAACAUUGACGACGUGCUCCAACGUGGCACAGUACUGGCGGAACUCGACAGCAAGACCCAGAACCUGUCGAUGAUGUCGCAGAAGUACAAGAAAGACGCCAAGCUGCUUAACCGCAAGUCCAUGUACGCGAAGGCUGCCGCCGUGGGCAUCAUAUUCCUAGUGUUCAUCCUGUACUUCUGGGUUCUGUAAUAUUCGCUAGCGGAUUCAGCCCAGUCGUGUGUUUUGACCCUUGGUCACUUGGAGGAGCGGUGCGUUCUCUGCCGCAUGUCGAGCGUCAAAGACGCACGGCCGAAAGACAUUUAGAUUACGCGUACACCUGACACCUGUACCCCAGAAUGCACACACACACGCACUUCCCAUAUAUGAUUCAUAAUCAGGCAAAAAAACGUAUGAGGCUUGUUUAACUUUACUUUGCAACUUACCUUUGCCUUCUGUACGUUCUUAUAUUCCAUUAACUAUUAACUCUCGUUCCUUCGCCCAUUUCAUUUCGCUUAACGCUCCCUUCUCUUGCGCAGGUUUUCUGCAUAUUUGAUUACCAUUCGACGAUGACCUUUGAGCCACGACGGGCGAUGCCGACCCAAAUCAUUAAAUUAUAAACACCAAGCCGGUCUGAUCCGUGUGUGUGUGUGUGAAUAUAUAAAUGUCUAGAUUGUAGAUGGAAUCGCUGCGCCGGUAGAAACAUAGCAUAGCGAAUUCGGCCGGGGUUAUUGAUAUAAACUGAAAAAAAAACAGAGCAAGGAAAACGAAAAGAAAGGAAACGGUAACAGUUUUAGGCAAUUUAUAUGUAUAAAAUUAAGGCAAAUAAAUCAAUUUACAUUGUUUAAUAAAAAGACAAAAGUGUGAGCUCUA